AUUGCAACAAUAUGAGCUCUUUAAUAUGAAUGCUUUUAAGCGCCACCUAUUCCGCCCAUCAGUGGUAUCAUCCGUAGUCAUGGAGACGAGAAACUACUCAAUUAUAGAUGAUCAAUUAUACCAUAUAUACACGCUCACAAUCCAACAGAACUAACAGUUUUGGUGUAUUUUGUGCAUAUAUACUAUGAUUUACGGUAAACACUAUAGGCACAAAUGGUUGGCUUUUUUGUUGUUGUUGUUGUUGUUGAUUUUGCGUAAAUUGUAUAUACACUACAAAAGUUUCCAUGCACAUAAUUAGAUAUUGAGAUUAGAUCAUUAGAAUAGUGAUUUUUGAAAAAGAAACUUAUUCAUAGAAAUGAUAGGCUAUUAAAUCCAUCUCAGUUCUGUCAUUUACAUUCACAUUUACAUUUACGAGAUAAAACUAAUUAAAUGGUGUAUUAAUUAUGUAUUGUUCUUCAAUAGCUUGUGAAUUAAAUGUGUGGAGGUAAAAAUCUAAAGAAGAAAAAUAAAGAAAAAAAACUUCUUUAACUUCUUCAAUGUUGAUUUAAAAAAUAAUAAUAAUAAUUUUAAAUCUUAUAUUAUUGCAAAGAUCUUUAAUAGUGGGUCUAGGUGUCAUUUUUUAAAGAAAAAGGUAUCCAAAGCUUGGGCUGUCUCUCUAAAGUGGUCCAGAAUGGAAGGACCAUUUGUAUGCGUUGAUGCAGUGCGCAUUUCUGUGCCAUUGUAUGUGUAUAUACAAUACAUAUAAUGUACAUACACUGUAUAAUGUAUAUGUAAUAUAAUGUAUAUGUAAUCCUGAGAUCUAUAUUAAUGUGUGCCAUUAUUAUGAUUUCGUCCUCCUCGGAGAUCAGUGAGUUGAACCCACGGUGUUUUGGAAAAGGCCAAGCUCCGCCUGUGCUCGGGAAACGUCUUCCUCACACACCUUCAUCUUGCCUUUGCCUCGAACCCGCCCCCUUUACUUCACUCACAAGUAGUAGAGAACCGGGACGCUGGAGCGCGGCGCGGCCACCGUGACUCGAUUCACAUCCAUAGCCUCCUCCACCCUCUUCCUCCUUCUCCUCCUCCUCCAUCCUUUCCCUCCCUCCUUCCUCCCCCACCCUUUAAUAGGCUACUUUAUUCAAGUUCGCCGGGAACUCAAGACAGAGCUGACAGAGCUUGCAGACCCCCGGCGCAAAAGCUCGCGACCAUGUAAUCCGCCCUUGCGCACAGGAGCAGCAGCAGCAGGACGCGCGAGAAGAGUCCAGGAAUAUUAGUGGAUUUGAAAAAAAAAAUAAAAAAAAUCAAUCUUGUUUUGCAGAUUAAUCAUGCACGCUUUUCUCUGGGGUCUGGGCUUGUUCAUCGUACUCCCCGACGUUGUGAAUUUAGCAGCUUGGACCCGGAGUUCUCCGGCACACUCCAGAAAAGCAACAUCACUGGUGAACACCGAAGCGCACGAGAUCGUCACGCCUAUCAGAGUGACCGAGGACGGAGAUGCGUUGCCCCUGAACGCGCACUUCAAACGCAAGAAACGGAGCGUCGACAAGGAAACGGAACCGGGACACUGGGAAUCCGAGCACGUGCACUACAGACUCUACGCAUUUGGCCGUGACUAUCACCUUAACCUGACGCUCGAGGCGGGAUUUAUUGCGCCGCUUUAUACCGUAACCGUCCUUGGCACGAGCAACCGAACGCACGAGGAGGAUGAUGCGCAGGAUGAGGUGGAAACGAUGUACCGACACUGUUUUUAUAAUGGACACGUCAACGGAGAAAAGCAGCACUCCGCCGUCAUCAGCCUCUGUUCCGGUCUGCUUGGCACUUUCAGGUCAUCAGAAGGCGAGUAUUUCGUGGAGCCUCUUCACAGCUACAAUGGCGAACAUUAUGAAGAAGAACACAUCAAACCUCAUAUUGUGUACAGAAAAGAUGCACCGAAGACGGCCAAAGAUGAAGAAAAAGAUGGCACAGCGGCAUGUGAUACUGCAGGUCAUGAUACUGAGCAAAACACCGUGUCUGGGAGCAUGUUCUCUGACUUGGAGCGUCUCAGCGCAGGGGUUCUCUCGGGUUCUUUCCCCUCAACAGAAGACAAAGAGCCACCAGCUAAUGACAGCAGCACUGACUCAGGACCUCACCGGAGAAGAAAGCGCUUCCUGUCCUACCCACGCUUUGUGGAAAUCAUGGUCGUUGCUGACUACAAGAUGGUGGAGCAUCACAGGAGCAAUCUCCAGCACUAUGUUCUGACCUUAAUGUCUAUUGUUUCCUCGAUCUAUAAGGAUCCGAGCAUUGGCAAUCUGAUCAACGUUGUCAUUGUGAAGCUAGUCAUCAUAAACAAUGAGCUGAAGGGUCCAGUUAUCUCUUUCAAUGCACAAACCACUUUAAAGAACUUCUGUGUCUGGCAGCUUGAUCAGAACAACCUUGACGACGAGCACCACGACCACUAUGACACCGCUAUCCUCAUCACCAGGCAGGACAUCUGUCGAGCAAAAGACAAGUGUGACACUUUAGGUAAUUAUGUUUUUUUUAAUGUGAUUUUUUUUUCAGAUAUCAACUAUAUAAUAAGAUUACAGUCACAACAUAUGUUCUUCUCUGCUUUGGCAGGUCUUGCAGAGUUAGGCACAGUGUGUGAUCCGUACAGGAGCUGCAGCAUCAGUGAAGAUAGUGGCCUCAGUACAGCUUUCACCAUUGCUCAUGAGCUCGGCCAUGUGUUCAAUAUGCCCCAUGAUGACAGUAAUAAGUGUAAAGAGGAUGGGGUUAAGGUUCAGCAGCAUGUGAUGGCCCCAACGCUCAACUACUACACCAAUCCCUGGAUGUGGUCCAAAUGCAGCAGAAAAUACAUCACAGAGUUCCUCGACACAGGGUACGGAGAGUGCUUGCUGGACGAACCCGUGUCCAGGCCAUACCCCCUGCCCCAGCAGCUCCCCGGGCGCAUGUACACCGUCAAUCAACAAUGUGAACUCAUAUUUGGACCUGGGACACAGGUCUGCCCAUAUAUGAUGCAGUGUCGCCGGCUUUGGUGCACGAGUCCAGAAGGAGCUCAGCGUGGUUGUCGGACCCAACACAUGCCUUGGGCGGACGGCACCGUCUGUGGUCAAGGAAAGCACUGUAAACAUGGUGUCUGCAUUCCCAAGGAGCAUGACUUGGGGCCGGUGGAUGGGGAAUGGGGCGUGUGGAGUCCCUUCGGUUCCUGCUCACGCACAUGUGGAGGAGGCAUCAAGAUCGCCACCCGGGACUGCAACAGACCUGCACCCAGGAACGGAGGACACUAUUGUGUGGGGCGCAGAAUGAAGUUCCGCUCCUGCAACUCGGAGCCGUGUUCGAAACAUAGAAGAGAUUUCAGAGAUGAGCAGUGCGCCGCUUUCGACGGCCGCCAUUUUAACAUCAAUGGUCUACCUCCAAACGUGCGCUGGGUGCCAAAGUAUAGCGGAAUUCUAAUGAAGGACCGCUGCAAGCUCUUCUGCAGAGUGGCAGGAAACACAGCCUACUAUCAGCUGAAGGAUCGAGUGAUCGAUGGCACGCCAUGUGGCCCCGAUACCAAUGACAUCUGUGUGCAGGGCCUGUGCAGGCAAGCAGGUUGUGACCAUAUUUUAAACUCCAAGGCCAGGAGAGAUAAAUGCGGAGUGUGUGGGGGAGACAACUCGUCCUGUAAGACAGUGGCAGGGACGUUAAAUACGGUGCACUACGGUUACAACGUCGUCGUGCGAAUCCCCAGCGGUGCUACCAACAUAGACGUGCGACAGCACAGCUACUCAGAAAAACCCGAGGAUGAUAACUACCUCGCCGUGGCCAACAGUCGUGGAGAAUAUUUACUCAAUGGAGAUUUUGUGGUCAGCAUGUUCAAAAGGGAAGUCAAAGUGGGCAGAGCCGUCCUCGAGUACAGCGGCUCCGACCACGUCGUCGAGAGACUCAACUGCACUGACCGCAUCGAGGAGGAAAUCGUCAUCCAGGUCCUGUCCGUAGGUAACUUGUUCAAUCCGGACGUCAGGUAUUCCUUUAACAUUCCCAUUGAAGACAUGACUCAGCAGUUCAUCUGGGACGCCUACGGCCCGUGGCAGGAGUGUAGCCACCUGUGCCAAGGGGAGCGAAAAAGAAAAAUCCUGUGCAAACGAGAGUCGGACCACGUGGUGGUCUCGGAUCAAAGGUGUAACGGUUCACCUCGACCGGCGACCAUCGCAGAACCCUGCAAUGUGGACUGCGAGCUCAGGUGGCACGUGGCCCGUAAGAGCGAGUGCACGGCGACGUGUGGGCUGGGAUACCGCACGCUGGAAAUCUACUGCGCUAAAUUCAACCCAAGUGACGGUAAAACCCAGAGAGUUGAUGACAGAAACUGCAGCCAUCAGCACAAACCUGAUGAUAAGGAGGCUUGUCAUGGUGACUGUAACCCUGGCGUCUGGGAGUAUUCGCCCUGGUCAGAGUGUUCGAAAAGUUGCGGAGGGGGAACGCGUCAUCGGACUGCCGCGUGUAAGUCGUCUGAGAACGACGAGGGGAAAUGCAACACCAGAGACAAGCACGUCGUCCAGCCCUGCAACGAGUUCCAGUGUCCAAGUUGGAGGACUGGGGAGUGGUCAGAGUGCCUGGUGACGUGUGGGAAAGGCUACAAACACCGUCAGACGUGGUGUCAGUUUGGAGACGAGCGGCUGGAUGAGCGCUUCUGCAACUCGGCCAAACCGGAGUCGGUGCAGGCAUGUCAGCAGCAGGAGUGUGCGUCCUGGCAGUUCGGCUCCUGGGGCCCGUGCACUACCUCCUGUGGCCCUGGCUAUCAGAGACGAGUCGUGAAGUGUGUAGUCAGCUCGUCCGGCUUGGUCAGGGAUGAUACCGACUGUAACGCGGCGACGCGCCCGACUGACACGCAGGACUGUGAAAUCUCUCCGUGUCCCAUCACCCGUUCUCCUGACACCAAACCCGUUCUUCAUCCUGGCCACAAAACCCAGUGGCGCUUUGGAUCAUGGACUCAGUGUAGCGCUACCUGCGGGAAGGGAAUACGCAUGCGCUACGUCAGCUGUCGUGACACUCAGGGCGGCGUUGCAGAGGAUUCCCGGUGUGCUCAUCUCCCCAAACCUCCUGCUACAGAUGUCUGCUCCGUGUUGGCUUGCGGUCAGUGGAAGGUGCUGGAAUGGACUCAGUGCUCUGUUUCCUGCGGUCAGGGUAAAGCAUCUCGUCAGGUUCUCUGCGUGAACUUCAGCGACCAGAUGCUGGACGUCAGCGAGUGUGACCCGGACGAUCGCCCGGCGACGGAGCAGGAGUGCGCCAUGCCCCAGUGCACGCCUCACCCCAGUGACCACGCCCCUUUGCCUCCUAACCAAGACACCCGAAAAAAAUCCACCACCCCUUCCAGGACAGAUCGAAUCCGAGGCACGCGUCCGCCAUCGCAGUGGAGGUUUGGACCUUGGGGAGCGUGCUCGAGCACAUGUGCCGGAGGAUUCCAGAGGCGGGCGGUGGUGUGUCAGGAUGAGAACGGCUACCAGGCCAACAGCUGUGACGAGAGCGUCCGACCCGCAGAACAGCGUGCCUGUGAGUCUGGACCGUGUCCACAGUGGGUUUACGGAGACUGGGGCAAGUGUUCGAAACCCUGCGGUGGGGGAAUAAAGACGCGCCUCGUGGUUUGUCAGCGGUCCGGUGGCGAGCGCUUUAGCGAUCAGAGCUGCGAGGUUCUGGACAAACCACCUGACCGAGAGCAGUGCAACAUGCAGCCGUGCUCUCACUGGAGAGCCGACCCGUGGAGCUCGUGCUCCACCUCCUGUGGGAAGGGCUUCAGACGCCGCAACGUGACCUGCGUCAGCCGCUCGGGCCAUCUGAUGGCGGAAGACAACUGCCUGCACCUGCCCCUUCCCCGAAAGCAGAAGUCUUGCAAAGGUGGGAAGUGCCCCGAGUGGAGGACGAGCAUCUGGCUAGAGUGUAGUGCGACGUGCGGUUCCGGACGGAGGAGUCGCGCCGUAGUGUGUGCAAAUCACAGCGGAGACGAGAUCCACGAAUCGCACUGCUCAGCACAGAUGAAGCCAAACCACAGCGAGCCGUGUAACACUCAACCCUGCGAGUUCAUCUGGAUCGUAGGAGAGUGGACGGAGUGUAGUGUGACGUGCGGUUCCGGCCGGAGGAGUCGCGCCGUGGUGUGUGUGAAUCACAGCGGAGACGAGAUCCACCACUCACACUGCUCUGCACGGAACAAACCGAAGCACAGCGAGCCGUGUAACACUCAACACUGCGAGUUCAUCUGGAUCACAGGAGACUGGGAGGAGUGCUCUGUGACCUGCGGUCAAGGCUACCAGAGGAGGCGGGUCUCCUGCAGCGAAAUGCAUCCUGGGAGUGAGAAUUAUGAAUACAGCCACCAGGGGUCACCCAGCUGCCCAGGGACGCCUCCCGAGAGCUACAGAACAUGCAGACUCCCUGCCUGCCCUUUAAGCCACAGCUGGAGAGUGGGCAUCUGGGGACCUUGUUCAGUGAGCUGUGCUGAUGGCUGGAUGGAGCGCAUGGUUCAGUGUUAUUCAGAAGAAGGUGAGCUCAGUGCUCAGUGUGACUCCAGCUCCAAGCCGGAGGGUCGGAGGUCCUGCACCAACCCGGAGUGUAAAUUGCCGUUCAGCUGCAGGGAUGUACAGAUGAAGAGCGGUGUUGUUGUUGAUGGAGAGCAGCUUCUCAGUGUGCAGGGCAAAGCACGUAAUAUCUACUGUUCAGAGAUGCAUACGGAAAGUCCUAAAGAAUACAUCACUCUCACGACCGGAGAGAGCGAGAACUUCUCUGAGGUUUUUGCAUACAGGCUGAUGGAUCCCACACAGUGUCCAUCAAAUCUGAUCCACAGAGAGGAGUGCCAGUGCCGGAGAGACUACACAGCCGCCGGCCUGUCCGCUUUCACCCGGGUUCGACUGGACCUGAGCAAGAUGACCAUCAUAACCACAGAUUGGAAGUACUCGUACACUCGAGAAGGUCAUAAGGUUCCUUUCGCCACAGCAGGAGACUGCUACAGCGCCGCUCGCUGUCCACAGGGCCGUUUCAGCCUCAACCUCACAGGAACAGGUUUCCAAGUGGCUAAGAGUACUCAGUGGAUUUCCCAAGGGAACUACGCUGUGGCAGACAUCCACAGGUCCCAGGAUGGCAGUAGAGUGACAGGAACAUGUGGUGGCUACUGUGGCAAAUGCGCUCCAUCCUCCAGUUCAGGUCUUCUCAUCCAUCUUACAUGAACCCCAACCUUCUUACAGGACGUUUUCUUCUCUUCGGGGUCUGCUCUCAGGGUGGUGCUAAAGACAUAAAAGUCAUCGAAGAACAUCCUUCACCAUCCCCUGACUUCCUGCUGUAUGUGUGUAAAUAUCAGCUGGUGUAUGUAAUGUACAGAACGUUGUUGAAUUAUUUAUUUUAUAAUCCACAUUUAUUUUUAUACAGUUAUUUAAAACGCUAACAAAGCCAUGUGUGAAUCGUUGCCUGUUCCUGACGCAGAUCGUCGGUUCCUUGUACAGUCAUGACAUAAUGCCGUUCAUCAGUGUACGUAUUAUACACGGGUUUUGCUAAUAAGUGUCAUGUAUUUUUAUUAUUAUUAUUAUUAUUAUUAUUAUUAUUAUUAUUAUUAUUAUUAUUAUUAUUAUUAUUAUUAAACCAUUUUACUUAACCAGCAGCUGGAAAAGUACGUACGAACCGCGUCUUCAUCUCUGUGCCGUAUUCAGGAGCCUCAGUUCAGGGUUUAGCUCAGUUGGGUCUCUUGUUGAAGACCACGAGCAGACAAGCAGAAUAGACAUGACAUGAAGAGCAGGUUUUUACACAGCAACCAGUAAGUUCUGGAUGUUUUUGGGAUCGUCUUGUGGUUUUUGUAACUAAAAAUUAUUUAAAAAGUCUUCUGUGGAGACACAGUGGAAAUUCUGGGUUAUUCUGGACGAUGAAGCAGGUGAAGGAAGUGUUGAUCGGCUCUGGUGAUGAUAACAAAACAGACAGCAUCGGCGUAUCGGGGGAGAGACAAGACUCAGGAUGUACACAACUAUAAAGAUCGUAGGUAGAGUGAAGGUAGAGUGACACUAGCCGGUCUGUGGAUGUGGAAUAGCGUAGACAUUAAAGGGACAGAUGUGUCACAUCCAAAAAAAAGUCCAUCGAUGAAUAUUUACAGCAUGUGAGGAUACGUUCAAAUAUACAACGAUUAAAAUGUUAUCUAUGAAGGAUUAAAGGUGGGGUCUCCGAUUUUUAAAGCCAAUGUUGACAUUUGAAAUCACCAAAACAAACACACCCCUAACCCAAAUAGGUCCCACCCCUGUAUCGAUAGCUCCGCCCACACAUACAUACGUAAC
Molecule: messenger RNA, 8228 nt
Organism: Tachysurus fulvidraco (yellow catfish)
Lineage: Eukaryota; Metazoa; Chordata; Actinopteri; Siluriformes; Bagridae
Gene: adamts9
Product: ADAM metallopeptidase with thrombospondin type 1 motif, 9
Exons: 39
Coding region: 1302-7139 (1945 amino acids)
Biological process (GO): extracellular matrix organization; proteolysis
Cellular component (GO): extracellular matrix
Molecular function (GO): metalloendopeptidase activity; zinc ion binding
Source: RefSeq, a predicted model, not a curated record